Haemonchus placei is the source of this 417-nucleotide messenger RNA. The record is from the annotation of a GenBank genome assembly. NCBI's taxonomy places the organism in Eukaryota, Metazoa, Nematoda, Chromadorea, Rhabditida, Trichostrongylidae.
AUGGUAUUUCCGCAAGAGGAACUUGCUUUGGAGUACCUUAAGGCGAAGAGAGAAAUACCAGAGGUAUCAAGUGACUUCGCGAAUGGGACUGUGUAUAUAGAUGACGGCGAAACCUAUGCGUUCAAGAAUGGUGAUUUUGCCUACUGGGCUGUCAUUUUUAAAAGAGAGCACGAUUACCUCCACACUAUCAUUAAUAAGAACCUGGACAAGAAAGGAUCACUGAAAAGCGAAAUUCGAAUUGAGACGAUUAUUAUACGUGGAGCUAAAUUUUAUCCAAGGACAGCACACAUCUACCUAGAUGGUAAGCACUUGAAGAGCAUUAGUCCGAAAAUUUUCAUUCCUCGUGUAUCGGUUCAAUUGAAUGAAAAUGAGGCGCAGCCAAAAUCUAUUAUGGCCACGAUGUGCCGAAAUACAUAG